UUCAAUCUUGCCUAUAUGAAACAAAUUGACUUUAAUUAAGCAUUAUGCAAAGCGCCAAUCUCUCAGAGCGCUAAUCCGCAAAGUUUGCCUCAAUUGCGGUUCCAGCACCUAAAUUAGUCGAGCAGCGACACUCAGCCCGUUCACUUGCAACAUGAAGAGCGACGAGAUCAUCGAGAAGAUUCGCAACAAGUUGAAGGAAUCGGAUCCUGCCCGGCGCACCGUCGUUAACACGUUUCAGUUCAACUUCACCGACGUGGAUGGUAAUCUCAUCAAGAGCAUGGUCUUUGAUUUCAAAGCAUUGGACAUCUACGAGGGGAGUGCUUCCGGUGUCGAUGCGCAGGUCACCAUUUCCGAUGAGGACUUUUACUUGGUGGGCACUAAACAAAAGACUUUCCAGGAGGUGUUGCAGCAGGAGAAGGCCAAGAUCGAUGGCGAUGAGGAAGCCAUCAAUAAAAUGCUGGAGAAGUUUCGCAUAAAUUCUCAAAACUAGCUCAGCGACACGAUGUAAUGAUACACCUUACAUUUAUUCGUAGUUUCUCAAUAACAAAUUAUCACAAAUGAAAAUUGUUUACAUGUUCUAAGGAAAGGCGCAUUUUAUAAAUUAAACAUAGUUAACUAAAUUUAGAAACCAAAAAAAUAAAAAAGAAAUCAUCCCACGAAUAGAACAGAGUCAAAAA
Messenger RNA from Drosophila yakuba, 677 nucleotides. RefSeq lists its product as uncharacterized. The transcript has 2 exons. NCBI's taxonomy places the organism in Eukaryota, Metazoa, Arthropoda, Insecta, Diptera, Drosophilidae. Bases 152 to 490 code for a protein of 112 amino acids. The record is from RefSeq and is a predicted model, not a curated record. Gene Ontology annotation, cellular component: cytosol.